UUGUUAUUGUAAAAUUUCUUCAGUCCAAAGAACAAUACAGACUCUGACGAGAAAUAGUAUGGCACUAAAGGAAUUAUUUGCAUUGUAAACAUAGGAUGAAAAUAGAAGGUUUAUUUUUUUACUUAUCAUCUUAACAGGAAGUGAGCAAACAUGUCUACAUCCGGUAUAAAACAAGGAAGUGAAGUCCUUUGAGACCCAAAGUUGACAAAGACUAGAAAGGGACAAAAUGUCACAAGGAAAUCAACGAAAAAAUCGCCCACGAUCAUCAAAUAGCGCUUCUUUACUGCUAGACAAUUCAGAAAAUGAACAAUUAUACGGAAUGUUGGGCAGAGGAUGCGUGUCCCUGGCAACAGGUGUGGUACAGCUGUAUACAGCUGAUCCUCCAUCACGGAACCGCUGGACCAAACGUUUCUGUGGUGUUGCCUGUUUCAUCAAAGACAACCCGAAUCGCUCUUACUUCAUCCGAGUGUUUGACGUCAAGAAGAACCAGAUGAUUUGGGAACAAGAAAUCUACAACCAGUUUCGGUACAAGGCACCGAGGGAAUACUUCCACACAUUUGAGGCAGAAGAUGUACAGGCAGGUCUUAACUUUGCAAGUGAAGAUGAAGCCUUUAAAUUCAAAAAUGCUGUUGAGUCGAAGUUGAUGGAGCGCCAUCAGAGGAGACUCGAAAAGAAGAAGAAUCAGCAGGGAAGUAUAAACAAUAACAGAAAUCAGAACCAGGGAGGCGUGUCAUCUCCCCCUCCUUCUAUCAACAGUAAGAUAACAGAAAUCAGAACCAGGGAGGCGGGUCAUCUCCCCCUCCUUCUAUCAACAGUAAGUAACCCCAGUCAGUCAAGUAUAAACAAUAACAGAAAUCAGAACCAGGGAGGCGUGUCAUCUCCCCCUCCUUCUAUCAACAACUCUAACCCCCCUCUGUCGCCGGUGGAUGUUAACUUGAACAAGACGAGCGGCAAAGAGACCAUUUCCAAGGGCAAUAAGGGCAAGAGCAAGGAGAAAGACAAGAAAAAGAAACUGACCAAGGAGGACAUUAGUACGCCAACAGACUUCAGGCACGUCAGCCAUGUUGGCUGGGAUCCUGACAAGGGAUUUGAUAUGAACAACCUGGAGCCCGACAUGAAGGGUCUGUUUGAGAGCGUGGGUAUAGACGAGAACGAGGUGGUGGAUAAAGAAACUGUCGACUUCAUCUACGACUUUGUGGAACAACAUGGAGGUAUAGACGCGGUCAAGGCAGAGAUGGCGUCCAGGCCCCCGCCAGACGCCCCCUCAGCAGCCCCGCCUGCAGUCCCACCCCAACGGACAGCAGGUCGCGCCCCACCUCCACCAUCCCGGCCCGGCCCAGCAGCUCCACCUCCUCCUUCCAGAGCUCACCAGGCACCUCCUCCACCCCCGCCUAACAGGGGUCCUCGGAAUCUUGGUGCUCCACCACCCCCUCCUCCUCAAAACACAGGCUUUCACCCUCCUCCUCCGCCUGUGAAACCAUCCAUGGGACCACCUCCACCUCCCCCCUCAACUGGAUUCCCAACACCUCCUUCCUCGGGUGGACCCCCUCCCCCACCCCCUCCUCCACCACCUCCUACGGCUCCCGCUGCUCCUCCACCUCCCCCUAUGAUGGGUGGACAGGGGAUGCCUACACCGCCCUCUGGUGGUGGUGGCGAUACAACACGGAAUGCCUUAUUGGACCAGAUCCAAAAAGGUAGAAGUCUGAAGAACGUGAUCCCUGAAGACAGGCCAGCAGCAGCACCUGAUGCCAGAGGCGACCUCCUCAGCGCUAUCCGCUCCGGCAAAAACCUCAAACACGUUGAUCCAGCUGAUGAGAAGUCAGCUCAACAGCAGGAGGCUUCGGGAGGUAUAGUGGGCGCCCUGGCUCGGGCCCUGGCCAACAGACAGAAACACAUCCAGGGCUCGGAUGACGAUGAUGAUGACGAUGAAGAUGAUGUAGAUGACGAUGAUGAUUGGGAUGAUUAGAAGACUAAACAAUGGCUUCCUCCUUUAUAUGCCAAAACUUAUUCACAAAUCUUUGUACCUAGUAACCUCCGGUGGGAAGUGUUGCCUGUAUGUGUUCCUUGACUGUCCGAUAUAAUGCUUCUGUUUUCCUACGUUUUUUAAAGUGACAUUUAUGUUUCAGUGCUUUCAAUGUGAAUUAAUUUAUUGCUACCUAGCAAAAAGCUUCUUUAAUCCAACGUUGACGAGAUAUAGGAAAAUGUUGUAUGAUAUGAAGAUGACUAUUUUAGUUCUAUAACCCAAAUUAGAAUAGAUAUAAAAUCUGAAAGUGACUAUUUAUAGAAAAACUUUAAUCUGAAGGUGACCUGGUAAUUGGUUAAAAUCCAAAGUUAAAUAGAUUUAUGAUAAAGAAUUGUAGUUUGUGAAAAUGAAUUAAUUAUUGUGGUCCUUUUAUCUAUUCUGUUUACCAGUGUUAAGUUCGAUCUACUGGUACGAUAGAAAGGUGACUUAUAAAAACCCUAGGCAUGGUACAAUAUCUAACUCGUUGAUAUAGAAAAAUGUAUUUAUUGAUGAAUGGCAAAAAAACAUGUUAAAGAUGAAUUAAUAUAUACGACAGAGUGAACCUAUUAGAGAGCUGUAACGUGGUCUCCUCUGUAAGGGUACUCGGAGAUUUGAUACAUUCCACAUUACCAACAUAUCAUGUAUUCCCACAGUGGAGUUUUAUACGUGUGAAUAAAGAACCCGCUGUUACCUGGUAACUGUCAAUUGAAAAAGCUUGGAUCAUGCUAAUUUACAUUUUAUUUAAUUCCUGUGAAUGUUUAAAUUUUGCUCAAUCUGACAAAUAUCUUAACAUGUAUUAGAAGUAAUAAAAAGCUAUUCCAUAUUGUA
Molecule: messenger RNA, 2830 nt
Organism: Mizuhopecten yessoensis (Yesso scallop)
Lineage: Eukaryota; Metazoa; Mollusca; Bivalvia; Pectinida; Pectinidae
Product: neural Wiskott-Aldrich syndrome protein-like
Exons: 11
Coding region: 227-1966 (579 amino acids)
Biological process (GO): actin filament polymerization
Cellular component (GO): actin filament; cytoplasm
Molecular function (GO): microtubule binding; actin binding
Source: RefSeq, a predicted model, not a curated record